AUGUCGAGGGAGCUGGAGUCCAGUUGCCAUGAAGGGAACACCCUGGCACAUCAUUACUAUAUCCUGGGUACCCUAGAUCAAGGGUCCUUUGCCCAAGUCAAAGUGGCUGUCCACCUUAUGACCCAGACCAUGGUAGCCAUCAAGAUAUUGAAAAGGGGCCCAAGUAUAGACUUUCUAGUAAAGUCCGAGAUUGAUAUUAUGAAACGCUUACAUCACAGAAACAUAAUACAGCUUUUCCAGGUUAUAGAAAGAAGGUAUAAAACCUAUCUGGUGAUGGAAUACGCAUCCCGGGGAACUCUGAGGAAACACAUCAGCAAGUGUGGGCGUCUGGAUGAGGAAGAGGCACGCAGCAUAUUUAGGGAACUGUCUUUGGCCGUCCACUAUAUCCACAGUCAGAAUAUUGCCCACCGAGACAUCAAGGCUGAGAACAUCCUAUUGGAUAGGGAGGGGCAUGUGAAACUCAUUGACUUUGGCUUAAGCAAAAGACUGGCUGCUGGGGAAAAGUGUAAAGGCUUUUGUGGCACAGUACAAUAUUGUGCUCCUGAAGUCUUGGAUAAAAAGGAGUAUAAUGUCCUUGCAACCGACAUAUGGAGCAUGGGAAUCGUAUUAUAUUAUUUAGUCGUGGGCCACCUUCCCUUCACAGAGACAGUGCUCUCUGAGUUAAAGUAUGAAAUCCUAUACAGGAGCUGCUGGAUUCCAUAUCAUCUGUCACCAGAGAUUCAAGACCUAUUAAAGGGAUUAAUGACAAAAGACCCCACAAUGAGGCCAUCCAUAAAUGAAAUAUUGACACACCCAUGGCUGUGCCAUGAUCAAGACAAAUUGAGAUCCUCAGAGGAAAUUCCCAGAGACCCAGACCCAAACAUUGCAUUUGCAAUGUUUCAGAUGGGGUGCAAGAUUAAAGAACUCAGAGAUGCUUUAAGGGAACAGAAGUAUAGUCCAGCCAUGGCGACAUACUUGAUUAUAAAACAGAAGUCUAUCUGGCAGCCCCAGUUUUAUCAUGAUGGAGGCCAUGGUGGUUUACUGGACCCUACAAAAGCUGCCAACAUUAAUGUGACGUUGAGAAGGCUUUUGACAACACGCAAGAUGUGGCCAGUGAGAGUGCUGAGUCUACAGACAAAAGUAGCAGCUCAUCAUCUUGGGGGUCCACAACCAGGAGCCCCUUCCCCAGUGCAAAAUUCCAGGAAGAGAACAUAG
This is a messenger RNA of Apodemus sylvaticus (European woodmouse), 1194 nucleotides long. Its product is annotated as sperm motility kinase X-like. Gene Ontology annotation, biological process: intracellular signal transduction; protein phosphorylation; negative regulation of glycogen biosynthetic process. The transcript has 2 exons. Bases 1 to 1194 code for a protein of 397 amino acids. The record is from RefSeq and is a predicted model, not a curated record. Lineage: Eukaryota; Metazoa; Chordata; Mammalia; Rodentia; Muridae. Gene Ontology annotation, cellular component: nucleus; cytoplasm; cytosol. Gene Ontology annotation, molecular function: ATP binding; protein serine/threonine kinase activity.